This is a messenger RNA of Suillus subaureus, 198 nucleotides long. RefSeq lists its product as uncharacterized. The record is from RefSeq and is a predicted model, not a curated record. Lineage: Eukaryota; Fungi; Basidiomycota; Agaricomycetes; Boletales; Suillaceae. The coding region runs from base 1 to 198 and encodes 65 amino acids. The transcript is spliced from 2 exons.
AUGCCUUAUCUAUUUACCAGGUAUCCCUUAGAUGAUCUAUACCUAGGGCUGGAUGAUGACAUAGAAUAUGAUUCUCCUUCAUCCGGAUCACCAGAUGUCUUGGCUGCAAUACCUGAUCAAUCACCUCUGGCUCAAGCUGAUCAUCCAGGUUUUCCCAUUGAUCCAGAUUUGUACCUUGGGCCUGAGGAUAUAUAUUGA